AUGAAUACUGGAGUAAACGAAGAUGAAGAUGAUGAAGAGGAUGAAGAGGAUGAAGAGGAUGAAGAGGAUGAAGAGGAUGAAGAGGAUGAAGAGGAUGAAGAGGAUGAAGAGGAUGAAGAGGAUGAAGAGGAUGAAGAGGAUGAAGAGGAUGAAGAGAUGAAGAGAUGA
This is a messenger RNA of Aspergillus ochraceoroseus IBT 24754, 168 nucleotides long. RefSeq lists its product as uncharacterized. The transcript has 2 exons. NCBI's taxonomy places the organism in Eukaryota, Fungi, Ascomycota, Eurotiomycetes, Eurotiales, Aspergillaceae. The record is from RefSeq and is a predicted model, not a curated record. Bases 1 to 168 code for a protein of 55 amino acids.